Molecule: messenger RNA, 3844 nt
Organism: Pseudoliparis swirei
Lineage: Eukaryota; Metazoa; Chordata; Actinopteri; Perciformes; Liparidae
Product: activin receptor type-1B-like
Exons: 9
Coding region: 138-1655 (505 amino acids)
Biological process (GO): nervous system development; activin receptor signaling pathway; cellular response to growth factor stimulus
Cellular component (GO): plasma membrane; activin receptor complex
Molecular function (GO): activin receptor activity, type I; activin binding; ATP binding
Source: RefSeq, a predicted model, not a curated record
GCCUGUGCUGCAGCCUGCUGGUGGAGCACGUGAGCUAAUUAGUGGUUCACUGACAGCCGGUUCGCUGGCACCAUCACGCCUCGACACAUCGGACGUUGGCGAGCGUCUUAAUGCGAUGAGCCGACAAUGCCUUGAUCAUGGCUCACCUCCGGAUCGCGUUGGCCGUCGUGGUUGUUGUCCAGGUCGUCCUGUACCGAAGCGGCGACGCUCUGCGGUGUAACUGCACCACCGCCCAGUGUGAGAGGAAUGGUUUCCAGUGUGAGACCGAUGGUGCCUGCAUGGCCUCCACCUCCUUUAUUGAUGGCAUCGAGCAGCACAUCCGCAUCUGCAUCACACGGGACAAACUUGUGCCCCCUGGACAGCCAUUCUACUGCCUCAGUGCAGAGGGCUUGCUCAACAUCCACUGCUGCUACACGGACUACUGCAACAGCAUCGACCUCAAAGUACCCUCAGUGAGGUCUCCAGCAGGUCUCGGGGGAGGAUACGGCCCAGGCGGGACAUGGGGGCUGGUGCAACUCGUUGCUGUGAUUGCCGGGCCGCUGUUUCUGUUGUGUCUGCUGCUGCUGAUGGGCGCAUUCCUGUAUCAGUACCACCAGAGGGCCUACAGCCACAGGCAAAGGCUGGAGGUGGACCCCUCCUGUGACCACCUGUACAUGACCAAAGACAGGACCCUGCAGGACCUCAUAUACGAUCUGUCCACGUCUGGUUCAGGCUCCGGGCUGCCUUUGUUUGUCCAGCGGACCGUGGCCAGAACAAUUGUCCUCCAAGAGAUCAUCGGCAAAGGGCGUUUCGGGGAGGUGUGGCGAGGCCGUUGGCGGGGUGGUGACGUGGCCGUGAAGAUCUUCUCAUCCCGAGAGGAGCGCUCCUGGUUCCGUGAGGCUGAGAUCUAUCAGACCAUCAUGCUCCGCCAUGAAAACAUCCUGGGCUUUAUAGCUGCUGACAACAAAGACAAUGGCACGUGGACCCAGCUGUGGCUGGUGUCGGACUACCAUGAGCACGGCUCUCUGUUUGACUACCUGAAUCGCUACUCUGUCACGACUGAAGGAAUGAUCAAACUGGCGCUGUCGGCCGCCAGCGGCCUGGCACAUCUGCACAUGGAAAUUCUCGGAACCCAAGGAAAGCCGGGCAUCGCCCACAGAGACCUGAAGUCCAAGAACAUCCUCGUGAAGAAGAAUUGCACCUGUGCCAUCGCUGACCUGGGCUUGGCCGUCCGUCACGACUCUGCCACAGACACUAUCGACAUUGCGCCCAAUCAGAGGGUGGGCACCAAGAGGUACAUGGCUCCAGAGGUUCUGGAUGAGACGAUCAAUAUGAGACACUUUGACUCAUUCAAAUGUGCUGAUAUCUACGCUUUGGGACUGGUCUACUGGGAGAUUACUCGCCGCUGUAAUAGUGGAGGGAUCCAUGAAGAGUACCAGCUGCCCUACUAUGACCUGGUCCCUUCUGAUCCUUCCAUAGAGGAGAUGAGGAAGCUGGUGUGUGACCAAAAGCUGCGACCCAACAUCCCUAAUUGGUGGCAGAGCUAUGAGGCCUUGCGGGUUAUGGGCAAAAUCAUGAGGGAGUGUUGGUAUGCUAACGGCGCUGCCCGCCUGACGGGCCUGCGCAUCAAGAAGACCCUCUCCCAGCUCAGCAUCGAAGAGGACAUUAAAGUCUGACCUGACUGACACUGAGAUGAAGGGGCCGGGCCCUUGACUAAGAACACACGACAUAGAGAACGUGAUGGAGAUUCGCACUUUGUAAAAUAUUCCUCCAUUGACACUCCUGCCAGUUUUGAAGCCACUUGAUUUCUGACGAGCCCUACCUCGCUUACCCAGCCAAACUACCAGAACACCUUUCCUGUCUUGUCCUCAGCUACUGCUGCCCUUUCUGUUCCACUCAACACUCCAACCUAACAAGGAUCCUUUGGAUUUCCUGUGUACUUGUAUGCAAUCGAUUGCAGGAUAUGUAAUUAACCAUUUAAUAUUUUGAAAAGCGGUUGCUGAUUUUCCCUCAACGCCUCUUGAUCACAUUAGCUUGAUAGUUAACAAAUAGCAUUUGCUGUUUUUGUCUUUGAAAGGGGUGAAGCUGGGAGGGUUAGAUUGAUUUACUUGUAUUUUAUUAUUCUGUCAUUUAAUGACUAGAUCUUGUUAUUAAUAUGUGGAUGUUUGUAAAGUGCAGGUUUCUUUUUGCCACCUAUAGCAUUCAGGCACAUUACCAACUCUGUGUGUGGAACUGCAGGCCAAUUACUUUACAACAAGGUGUUUGAAGACUUCAAAGACACCAGAAAUGUAGGGCAACUUGCCAAACUGGAUUUAGCCUUUGGACCCCUUGCCUGAGCCCUCCCCCAUCAGCUGCUGUUUCCUGAUUACCAAUCAACCCGUACUUUCUCUGAGUUCACAUGGAGGACUUCUGAGCAAAAUGCAUUUCACGAGGAUGAAGGGUUGAACGUCGAGCAACAGCUGCCGAGGAGUUGAUGGUGUAUGUUUGGUCUUUGAUCUUCUGAGCUGACACGCUUUAGAUUGGGAAACGUCUCAGAAAAAACAAGAAUCUAAUGUAUAGAAUAUUUAAAUGAUAGUAUUCCAAUCUGAAAGCAGCCGCUGUCUCUGGAUCAACACACAGACCAUAACCUGCCAUGAGGAUAAACUUUGCUGAUAUGCACGACCUUCAGAUAAACAUUUUGCCCUCAGCAGCAGCCAAUUGUAUUUACACUGUACUCUAAUACGGGAAAAUCUUUUUUUAUUUGUAAUCCCUUUUUAAAUACACUUACUCCAGGAAUCUAAGUAAUAGUUUGUUUUAAUGUUAAUUUUUUAUAUUGCUGAAGCAUGUCCAAUGUUCUUUUCACCUCAGGGCACAUUUUCCCUGGCGAAGUAUAACUACUGGAAAUAUACUAGCUUUUUAAGGUAAUACUUGUGUACAUUUGACAGUUAAAUUGAAUUGUAUGUUAAUACUUAUGUAAUGUUAUAGAUGGUUGAAUCUUUUGUAUAUCAACCUACUUUUUGACCUCUGAAGCGAGAUUGCCGUACGUGUCAGACUGCGUAUGUUGAAAUUCUCCUUCAGCCCUCUAUCACGCCAGAGCAGUAUAUGAUGUCAUCAAUGUUCCCCUCACAGCUCGUGUUGCUUCGCCAUACAAAACCUCCUCAAUGUGCACAUUGUCUGUGGAUUGUUUCUGUCAAGCUAAUCACUGUCUACAUCUUUAGGUUUUCAGGAAGUAGGUGGGCUUUUGUCAUUACCUGUAUGCAAAUUCAAGAGGUACCGUCUGUGUGGUCUUUCCCAUGAUAUUUAUGUGUAUGCUGUGAGUCCCAUGUGCGCUACUACUGACCUCACAGCACUAAAACCAAAUUGUUCUCAGAACCAUCUCAAAUCAUGGCCUGGUGUUUAUUUAAGGUGACAAAACGAGACUGUUUAUACACAUCAUGCCAACCAGGUGCAGUACAUUCCAUCUGACUGGAAACUGUAAAGAGAAUCUGACUUUCUUUGGGAAAAUAAAUACUACUGAAAUGUCUCAACGUUGUCUCGCCCAUGUUUAACCAAUACUAGAUUGUAUCGUUCAAGUCUCACAGGUGGUUUCUCAGAACAAAGACUGGGACGCUCAGUUUGAUAGGUGGUUGAGUGGUGAUCCUAUUCAUACUAGAGGAAUGUUUGUUAAAUUGUAUUUGCCUUACAAUGUAUAACAUGCUUAGUGUAUUUAAGAUUUUAAUGCCGUUCUAAUGUACCCCAAUUGAGGUGAGUCAAAGCAAGGAUGCAUUGUUCUAAGGUUGACAACUCCCAGGUCUGUCUAUUCAUGGCAGACGACUGCAUCCAUGUAAAAAAAAAAUCAGGAAGUCAAUCAUGUACCUUCUAAGAGUAAUAAAUGCAAUUGUUUUCA